GCUGUCGGCUGGUGCCAAAAUUACAGCACCAGCACCAUACUGUACCUGGGUUUGCCAAGCUAAACUCGUUUAGUCUUUAGCCAAACGAUGUUCAAACGUCCCUCUUAGGAUAUAUUGCACCGAUAGCAGACGCCUACGCGCCCUCUCUUCGCCGCCCCACGCCUGCACAAGUUCAGAAGAAAAUUCCACUCAGUCACCAUGGGAAAUCUUUGUUCCAAAUCCGCCAAUCAACCGGAUAAUUUCUCCAACCCUGGGCGAACUCUGGGAGAAGACCCUCAGACGAGAUCGGAACCUGGUCCCCGACCUCGCAACUUGACCGCAACCACGCCUGGUCGCACACUUGGUGCAACUGAGGGUCCCCCAAGUCCCGAUGAUGCUCGGAGUGCGGCGGCCAGAGCUGCCGAGGAACGUGCUGCAAAAGCCAACAAGUCUGGCGGCAAGCUUUCCGCCCAACUGUCCGAACAGAAAAAGCAGACUCAAAAUCAGCUACUGAACUCUGGCUCUGAAGCCGAGCGCAGAGCUCGUGAUGCGGAUCAAGGUGCACAAGCCCGUAACUGGAACUGAGACUGAGCCAGAAGAGAGUUCAAGUUUGCGACGCGUAGAGUGGGUGUGCGAAAAAGCCAAUGCAGCCUGAAACAAGCGCCGUUGAGAACCGU
This is a messenger RNA of Exophiala viscosa, 656 nucleotides long. RefSeq lists its product as uncharacterized. Lineage: Eukaryota; Fungi; Ascomycota; Eurotiomycetes; Chaetothyriales; Herpotrichiellaceae. The record is from RefSeq and is a predicted model, not a curated record. The transcript is spliced from 2 exons. Bases 199 to 564 code for a protein of 121 amino acids.